AUGCAAGAAUGGCCUCUAAACAAGGAUUUUGCUGCUACUGCAUGCUCUGCUCAAGCAUACGAACAAAUCUCCAUUGACGUGAAUCCCGCUACUUCAAGAUGGUCCACACAUCAUCAGCAUCAGGCCGUGGUAACUGAAUCAGAAUCUGGUCUGGAUCAGUUGAAUAAGGCGCCGUCUCAAAAUUACUGGGAAAACAGUGUUUUCUCACCGAAUCCACAAUUGCAGCUGGGCAAUUCGAAUAUUAAAAUGGAACGGUGGUCAACCAGCUGCCUUAAAAGAGAUUGGCGCAGAGUCAAGUCGGAUGCAGAAAUGGAGGCCGGUAUGGAAAAAGCCGGAGGAUGUAGAGAAAAGAUUGUCGAAAAUAGAAAAGCUAGUAAUGAAAACAGGCAAUCUGCUCAUUUUCAAGUAACAGACUUUCAGAAAACCAUAGAAUUAAACCGAUCCCCGAGCUAUCCACCCGUCGCCUGCCGCAAGCCGAUAGGUUUGGUGCACACACACAGUACCACCUCCUACGAUCACAGACAAGAGGUCUGUCAGCCAAGAGUCCCAAUUAAGUAUGCAUUCCAUCAGCCUGAUUGCCCCGGAAUGCCAUCUGUGGAAUCCUGUAAAAAAGAAGGAGAAGAAGCUUGCGUUAGAGACAAAAAUUGUGACCCACGUUUAAAUCGACAAGCCAGGGAAUGCCAAGAUUACGGAAACGCUAUCUCAUCAGAAGCCGUAGGUCUAGCAUCAAAAUCCUCUGCUACUUUGCCAGACAUCACUGCACGAAAUCCACAAUUGCUUAUGCAUGUUGGUGAAAAAAAUAUUAUUUCUCAAAUUUACCAAGAAAAUGAUUGUGAAAAAAAGCAAUGCCGAAAUGAAAAGCAAUCGGCGACCAACAUGCAUGAGGAUCGAGUAGCAGACCAAAACACUAAAAUUCACUUGCAAGUGGGUGGUCAAUUUGGGCAGAAUUUUAUUUCUAAUUUUCAACAUGAUGAUCACUUUCUGAGACGACAACCAUCUGGACUGACCUACAAUCCACAACAAUGCCAAAAGCAGAAGCACCAGACAAACUUUCUGCCGCCAGAGUCCACACCGGCCGCGUCGUACUCUGGUUAUCUCCAGGCCUAUAAUCCGACUAAAGCGGAUCUAGGCUGUGCAAAUAUAAAUUCUAGAUCAUUUGGUUCAGCAGUCUGGAGAUCAAGACUUGCAGUAGAGUCACAAAUAGAUAGUGAGAUUUACGAAUUUACCGCCCUUGCUAAAAAGAAAAAGGCUGCUUGGAGACAGGCCAUUAAUGUUAAGAGGACAACAGAUGCUCACGAUACAAGGAGGAGGAUACAGGAGGACAUAGUUACUAGAAGCAAAAGAGGUUUUGGCUCACCAACGCAUACUGCUGUUUCCGAGGAAAUACAUGAAUGUAUUGCUUUGCGCACAUUCAACCAGAAUGCUGUU
Messenger RNA from Protopolystoma xenopodis, 1428 nucleotides. The record is from the annotation of a GenBank genome assembly. NCBI's taxonomy places the organism in Eukaryota, Metazoa, Platyhelminthes, Monogenea, Polystomatidea, Polystomatidae.